This is a messenger RNA of Rhea pennata, 6347 nucleotides long. RefSeq names its product Cbl proto-oncogene like 1 (gene CBLL1). The coding region runs from base 14 to 1495 and encodes 493 amino acids. The transcript has 6 exons. The record is from RefSeq and is a predicted model, not a curated record. Gene Ontology annotation, biological process: protein ubiquitination; regulation of cell adhesion. Lineage: Eukaryota; Metazoa; Chordata; Aves; Rheiformes; Rheidae. Gene Ontology annotation, molecular function: ubiquitin protein ligase activity.
UCCGCGCCGAAUCAUGGACCACAAUGACAAUGAUUUGCAAGGAACAAAUAGUUCAGGAUCAUUGGGUGGUCUUGAUGUUCGUAGAAGAAUCCCUAUAAAGCUUAUCUCAAAACAGACGAAUAAAACCAAACCUGCACCUCGAACUCCAAGAAAUAUGAACAGGAUGUCUUCAAAGACGCAAACUGGUGAUGAAGAAGAAUUUGAAUAUAAUGAAGAGGAGCGCUAUGAAUGCAAAGGGGGUGAAAUGUUUGGAAAUCAAAGGAGAUUCCCCGGACCCAUUUUUUGGGACUAUAAGAUAAACUUGCUGGGGGAAAAGGAUGAUACACCUGUCCAUUUCUGUGAUAAGUGUGGAUUGCCUAUCAAAAUGUAUGGACGCAUGAUACCUUGCAAGCAUGUUUUCUGCUACGACUGUGCUAUACUACAUGAGAAAAAGGGAGACAAGAUGUGUCCAGGCUGUAAUGAACCGGUGCAGCGAAUUGAGCAGUGUGUACGGGGGUCUCUCUUCAUGUGUAGCAUUGUUCAAGGGUGCAAGAGAACAUAUCUGUCACAGAGAGACUUACAAGCUCACAUCAACCACCGUCAUAUGAGAGCUGGAAAGCCUGUUACUCGUCCUCCUCUUGAACCUGUUCAUCCUCCUAUUGCUCCACCUCCUGCUGAAAUUCCUGAGCGUUUCAUAAUGCCACCUGACAAACAUCAUAUGAGCCACAUUCCGCCAAAGCAGCACAUCAUGAUGCCGCCACCUCCUUUACAGCAUGUGCCACAUGAGCAUUAUAACCAGCCACACGAAGAUAUUCGUGCACCUCCUGCGGAGAUGUCGAUGGCUCCACCACCACCUCGCCCAGUCAGUCAGGACACCUUCCGCAUUUCUACGAGGAAACACAGCAACUUAAUAACUGUCCCUAUACAGGAUGAUUCGAAUUCAGGUGCUCGAGAACCACCUCCACCAGCCCCAGCACCUGCUCAUCAUCAUCCUGAAUAUCAGGGUCAGCCAGUGGUGUCGCACCCUCAUCAUAUUAUGCCUCCACAGCAACAUUACGCACCCCCACCCCCACCGCCUCCACCAAUAAGCCAUCCGCUGCAACAUCCUCCUCAGGCAGCAGGUACUCCUCACAUGGUAUAUAGCCAAGCUCCUCCACCACCAAUGACCUCUGCUCCUCCUCCAAUAACCCCCCCACCUGGACAUAUAAUUGCCCAGAUGCCACCAUAUAUGAAUCAUCCUCCUCCAGGACCUCCCCCUCCUCAGCAUGGAGGCCCACCUGUAAAUGUAAAUGCACCCCCUCCCCAUCACUAUAAUCCUAACUCUUUGCCACAGUUCAGUGAAGAUCAAGGAACUCUCAGCCCCCCUUUCACGCAGCCAGGGGGGAUGAGUCCAGGGAUAUGGCCAGCUCCAAGAGGGCCACCUCCACCUCCAAGAAUGCAAGGGCCUCCUGCUCAGGCCCCACUUCCUGGACCACACCACCCUGAUCAAGCCAGAUACAGACCCUAUUACCAAUGAUAUGAGCAAUUAUAUCAAUAGAGAGUGCUAUGAAGAAGAUAAAACUAUAUAGAACAGUCUUUUAAUUAAAUUUUUUUUAAUACUGUCAUUUUGACUGUAAGACACUUUGGGGUUUGAAUCUUAAAUAAUUUUUAAAUCUUGGCUGUAGGACUCUGACUUCAAAUAUUCAGUAGUACUAAAAUAAGUGGCUUAGUAGACCACAGUUGCAUUUUAACAGAACUUCUGUCUCUAGUGUGGCUAAAUUGUCCUAAGAUGAACACUUGUAAUAUUACUUCCUGGAGAAAAUGAACAUGCAUUGUACCAAUAUUGUUUUUGUUAAAUCCAGUGUUUAGUUUCGCUUGUGAUUUGUUUUUGUUAGCCUGUGUACAAUAAUCAAAUUGAAAUAUGGUUGUAAAAGUGCUGGGCUUCUUUGUGAAGUUAACACAGACACAAUUCCUAGAUACUGUUUUGGUACAAAUACUUUCCAAAUGGGCAGCAUAACGAAAUACUAAGGAAACUUUAAUGUCUCUUAUAUUAACAGUUACUGUUACUUAUAGUGAAUUCAGGCUGUUCUGAAUUCAUGGCACUAGAAAUCAGCUGUGCAAAAUACUGCCUCUCACUUUUUUUUUUCUUUUAAUUUCUGCAAUAUCAGGAAGGCAAAAUAAAUAUAUCAGAAAUGCAGCUUUGGGCAUGAAAUGAAACCAUGCCAUAAUAUAUUGAGGUUUUGGGGGGGGGGUUGAGUUUUUUUUUUUUUUUUUUUUUUUUUUUUUAAGCUCAAUUUUGAUUCAGAAGGUUCUGUUUACAUGUACACUCCUCAUUGGUGUUGAAUUCAAACUAUUGUGUUUACCCAUGGAUAUGUUUGUGUGGCUGUGGCCAUGCACUGGCUUGCCAUGUCUGAGAGAGAAGCGGAUUACUUUUUGGAGGGAAGUGGCAUUUGCCUAUGUCACUUUAUGUAAUAUGUACAGUAGGAAAACUUCCCAUUUUGGUAAUCUGAAAGAAGGGAGCUGAACUCUGUUGUGUAGAUCUAAAAAAUAAAAAAUAAAAAUAAAAAAUCCUACAAAGCCUUUAUCUGUUUCAGUUUUGUGAUAUAGAUUUAAUUGAACAGACAGUGUUUCAUGUAAAGGUCUUUUACAAACAGAUAUUUAAGGAGACUGUUGGAUCUGUUUUGGUCUAAAAUUUAGGUUUUAUAAGCACACUUAAAUACAAAUAUAGUAAAUGUAAGAUGUGAAUGUUCUCUGUAAUGCAGCUGGUAGCAGAACCAGACAAUGAUAAGAUGAUACUGUCUGUUUGGAAUGCUUGUCUUUCCUUUCAAAUCAAUGUUAGUGCUGAACUUUCCUUUUUCAAAAUGUCAGUUUUCUAGCAGUGGUGCUUUCAGGUAGAAAAAAAGAUUUUUUUUUUUUAAGUUUGUAAUUUCCUACUAUUCUCAAGUAACCUGAACUGUUUUCUCAAAACCUAGGUGUUUGAGUUGUUUUGUAAGCCUCUUUUUCUUGCUUCAUUAGUUUGAUUUGUCAAAGAGCCUUGAUGGUGCAACAUUCCAAAUUUUGUAGUUUUACAUAUAAACUCCACGUUUUCUAAUUAUCAGAGCAAGUGCCCUUUAGAUUUGCUCUCUGUCUUUGACUGCCAUCAAUUUCCUUGUGACCAUGGGCAAAUCUUGUAGACUACCUUUCAAAUAAAUAUAGAUGCAUGACAAAUCUUUAGAGAUGUGCACAUAAGCUUCAAAGUAUACAAAUGGUCAGUAAGUGUCACCUGGUUAAAAAUCUGCUUAGAAAUAAGCGUAUUAUAGCUAAGAACCAGACUAACUUUGUUUUGGUUUCUUUGAAGAAUACAAAAAGUCUUUUUAAGUAAAACAUAUAGCAAAGAAGACACUGGUAGAAUGAUGCAGUACGGAGUUGAUGAAAACUGACUGUUUCAGUGUGAGUGAAGGAGAAAAUUGCUCUGUCACCAUUAUUUUGUUUCAGUAAUUUAUAAUAAAUGCAUAAAGAACUUUAAAGUGCUUUCUUUUGUCAUUGUUAAAUGAUUCAGUGGGCAGUAGCUUUAGGCAGGUUAGUAUUGCAGCAUACAAUUUCAUAUAGCAGGAAAUCCCUGUGUCUUAAAGUGACCAAUGUUACUUGACUCUAAAGCCCAACUUCUAUGUGUUGUACCUUUUUAAAAUGGACUUACUGAUGGUUCUAGAUACCAGCUUCAUUUUGUGGAGGCUAAGAAGGUAACUCGUGUAGAUUUACUGGGAUGCCACCUGGCAGGCUUUUGUGUGGGGAGAUACGUUGACAUAGCUGGUGCGCUCUAUUUCGAGAAACCAGACGGAAGUCGGCUAUUACCUGUGAACUGCUGAUGGCAAGGAAGCACGCAGCUAUUUCCAUCACACUUCUAGUUUUUAGAUAUUGGUUGCAUGUCUUUGUUAGAUAUUACCCUGUCUCUUGUGAAGCAGGCGAAGGGUUCAACCCUAGUAGUUCUGGAUCCACUGAUUUUUUUUCCCCUGAUGUUAAUGGUAGAAUACUUCUCUGAAAAUGCCGAAGCAGUUUAACAGAUUAAGGGAAAACAGCAGCCCUUGCUCCAGCUAAAAGCACAAAAGAUAAAUGUAUGUCACAGUGGAGAAUGUGAGGAAUCUCUUGGUUAUUUCUGAGGCAGGGAAGGGUGACAUUUUGAUCUCUGGAGUGUGAUACAGUACUCUGCCUAAAAUCAGUGGGAUCCCUUGAGUUGUUUAACGGCCAUGAAUCGAAAGUCAUUGUGGUGGAGGAGAUGGAGGACUUGCUGAAAGGUCGUCUCAAGCUAGCGGGAUUUGGACUUGGGUCAAAUUUCUAUGUACUGCUUUUAAAGGAAGAUCUAAAUCUUUUAUUUACGUCUGUAUUAAGUGCAUCUUUGUAACUGAGGGUACUAUUCAUGCUUUCAUAUUUACAAGCUCUUAAGUUGCAGAUUUCUGAUUAACACUUCCUUGGUGGAAACCUGUUAGCAGUUGUUUUGAGUUUAUUUAUGGGAAUUGAUUUGUUUUUGCAAAAUAUCUGAUUGUUUCAGUGGGAAGUUCAGAAGUGCUAUACACUAUUUCACUGUAUACUUAAAACAGUUUUAGAAACAGUGAGAGGUGCUUGUGAAUUCUUUAGAUUCCUAGUUAUGUCUUCUUUUAAAGACAAAAGUUAAACAUUUGAAUUGAAUUAGGAUAUUUAUUUGCAAUAGAACUAUCUGUGGCAGCAAUCUCCAUCAUGAAGCAUUACCAAGUAGCUCUCAAAUUUUUAAGAAAAAUUCUGACAAUAUUUUAAAUUUCUUAGUCAUUGUAGGAUCCUGUAAUAACGCCAUAUAACUGAAUGAGAAGGAGCUUGAUGAUAGCUUGUGUCCACUACAAAAUUAGUAAAGGGACACUAGCAGAUAUCCAGAUACUUGUCUCCUUAAAUUUUAUCUUCAAUUCCAUGUAUAACUUUGUUUAAAAGGUUGCCUGUAACAAUGCAUACUUUAAAACAAGCAAGCUAAUUGCAUGAGCAUGUUCGUUUGUUUUUUGAAAAGCUAUUAACUUGAAGAUUGGGUACCUACAUGUGUUAAGUGAUAUUUUUCAUGUCUUUUUUUUUUAAUAAAAGUAUGAAUUUCAUUUUAGAUCUGAUCCAAGAGAAUUUUAAAACUCCAGUAGACAAAACCUUAAUAGAGGGAAUUUCUGCUUCUUCUCAUUUAUUGCUCUUAAAGGAAUGUCAAGUUCAUUUUGUCAAAAUAUAAAGUGGAAGUACUUGUAUUCAUUGCAUAUUAGAUUUUGCAGGCAUAGCAGUGGGGAAAGCCUGCCUGUUGUCAGUGUAAUGUAAGUCAGGUGUUCCCCAAAGUAAUUUCAUGGAUAUGCUUUCUCUCUGGAUCUAGUUGAACACACUUCUCUGUUCCUAAAAUGUUUUGUACGGUGUAAAACUUCUGUCUAAUUUGUGCUGUUUCCCUCUGGGUUCACUACCAUAUUGCUGACAAAGUAUGUACAGGUUCUCAUCAGAAGCUACUUUUCAAGCCUGGGAAACUGUAGGGGUACAAUAGAAUAAAAUUUCAAUUUAAUAUUGAAUGUAUAAUAAAUACAAUUUGAGCUUUUCCUGUUCAUGACACAUAUGACACUACAAAGUCCAAUGCAUUAUGCAGAGCAUUGUCAAGGUUUAUAUUCAUUUUCAUCUUGACUCUAAUUCUGAAAAUUAAAUUCGAGUAUUAUAUAAGUUGUAUUUCCACUGUAUUUUAUUUUAUGCUGUUAAAAACAGUUCUUAGUCAGCUACAAUCAUCUUUGUAUAGCAAUGAUCCCCUCACAGGUGGUUCUUCAGUGUGUUCAGGUGUGUUAAAUUCACACUAAUGGCUCAUACUGACCAGUCUGUAAACUGAAAUAGCUGCGUUCAUUUGGUCAAUGUGAAUGAGAAUAAUAAAGUUUAAAGCUCCUUUUAGUCUUGACUUAGCCAUGGUAAUUUUUAAUGUUGACUUAGCCAUUAAACAGUGUGAAUUUGGAAGCUUUUCCUACUCUGAAUCGUAUCUUCUUUUUAAAAAUUAUUUUCAGUUUUGACUCACUUAUUAGUGCAAGAUAAGAGAUGACUAAAUCCAACACACAUCUUGAGAGAAGUGGGUGGAAUAGCAGCAGGAAACUGUUAAAUUGGCUCAGUCAGCUUGAUAGUUUUAUCAGUCAUUUUAAUAAUAGAACAGAAUUGAUUCUUCAGUGGGAGAGAUUAUAAUCACAGUUUCUGUUAAUGAGGAAGAAUGAUAGUGAAUGUAUGCAAAUGGACAGGAAAGUUUCCAUUUUUGUAUAGUAAUGUUUCAAAAUAGAACUUAACUGUUUAGAAAAAAAAUGAAUUUUUUAAAGUAGAUGUGAAUAUGUAUAGUCUACAGAGUUUUAUUCAGUUUUAUUUGUGAAAAAAGUGCUUGAGCACAGCUCCAAAAUCAA